Messenger RNA from Dermacentor andersoni, 4450 nucleotides. RefSeq lists its product as uncharacterized. The record is from RefSeq and is a predicted model, not a curated record. Gene Ontology annotation, biological process: membrane protein proteolysis. Gene Ontology annotation, molecular function: aspartic endopeptidase activity, intramembrane cleaving. Gene Ontology annotation, cellular component: lysosomal membrane; Golgi-associated vesicle membrane; cytoplasmic side of endoplasmic reticulum membrane. NCBI's taxonomy places the organism in Eukaryota, Metazoa, Arthropoda, Arachnida, Ixodida, Ixodidae.
UCUGCGAAAGGUGACCUCUCCUGUUGUUUUUAAGCCCCAGGGGUGCGUCAUUGGCCAGUUCUCUAUCAGGCGUAUACGUCACUCCAGAUUCGUCGCGUGCGUAGGUGACGCUCGAACGACAGGAUAAGAUGAAGAUGAAGAGGAAGCUGGGCGACGGGAGAGGAACGCGGCCGCCGGCCACCGCCGUCAGCGGAGCGCACAGUCAUGUGACUACGCCUUCGACGCCGCGCUGGCCCUUGGCCGUUCGCCAGCUGAGUCACGGUGCCAUCUCGGUCGCUUCACUGCUGCGGUGGCUGCUGCUCGGGGCGACGCUCCAGACCGCGGCAACGGCGAGGAAUGGCUUCGACGCAAACUUCGGCAAACCGGUGCAUGGGCUGCUGCUCUACCGGAGCGCCGAAGGUCCCGUACGCCCCUGCUGCACCUUCUUGUCGACUCGAUUCAGGCUGCCACCGCUGUACGAGCAGGAAGACGUCUCCCGUGGUGUGGAGUUCCGCUACGCGAACCGGAGCUGCCAGCUAGACUUGGCCACUGCGUCUGCCAAGCACGUCUUCCUCACCGUUCCGGUGGACGACACGGCAUGUCCAUUCGAGGACUCGCUGGCGCAGGCGGUCUCUGCAAAGGCUUACUCCCUCAUCGUGGCCUGCGACAUUGAGCGCAAGGUCCACCUAACCUAUUUUACAUCUGGAGAAAAUUACACAGUGCCUGUGCAAGACAUUAUAGUGGGCCUCAUCAGGCAUGACAUAGUCGAAGCGUUCAAGCCCAAAAAUGCGGAGGUGCCGGCGACCUCGGCAACCAACGUCAGCUAUUUGGGCGGAGACACGGCUCAGCUGUACGUGCUGGAAGCGAACACCAUCAUUGGCGCUUCCCUGAUCUGGUUGAUGGCGUGCACCACCGUAGCCGUGGGGGCGCUCUGGUCAGGAAGCACCAGGAAGCUGCUCUACUUAACCCAGCACCGACGCACCGAGCCGAAGGGCGAGCAGCAGCGUGAAGCGGACGCUGCACAAAGCCGCACGUCGCUCGGGCCGGACUCCACGACGUCGCGCCCGGCGUGGACGACGUCGACCAAAGAGCGCUCCAAGUCGCAACACCACCACCACGACGCUCGGUCGCGGUCGUCAUCGAAACGUGCCGACGACUUCCCCAGUUCGGACAACGAAACGCUCGACGAGGAGAUCGCGUUCGCCGAGUGCCCUGUCGACUGCAACCUCCUCACGCUGUUUGUGUUGAUGUUGGCGGUGAACCUGCUUGUCCUCUACUACUUCUUCAACAAGCUGUGGCCCCUCCUGGUUGGGUGCAUCGCCUUGGCAUCGACGAUGUCAUUAAUCGUCAUUUUCAAUUCCCUGGCCUUCUUGAUACCAUGCGCCAGUAUGCGGAUGCCAAACGUGUUGUUUCCGUGCUUCGUGCAAAGCAUGGAGAUACGACACCACGUGGCGAUAUGGUGCGCCAUCAGCAUCACCUUAGUCUGGGUCGUCUUCCGCAAGGCCCACCACGCUUGGAUACUGCAGAAUUUCUUGGGCUCCAGCUUUGCCCUCAACAUCUUGCGAUGCGUGCACCUGCCAAACUUCAAGAUUAUUACGUUCAUAUCCAUCCUCAUUUUCUUCGACGACAUAUUUAUGGUGUUCAUCACAUCUUUAAUUUCGAAAGACUUGAGCGUGAUGGAGAGCGUUGCGAGAGGCGUGCAAGACCUGCCCGUGCUCAUGCGCGUGCCACUGUUUUUCACCGGUGACGCGACCGUCUGCAGAGCUAACUCGAUGAUGCUGGGCUACGGGGACAUUGCAAUUCCAGGUUUUGCUAUCGCCUACUGCCGCUCCUACGACGUCAUCGUCAAGAAUAGACCAUGGUACUUCCUGCUCGCGAUUGCAUGUUACGGCGUGUCUUUGGUGUUCACGUUCUUCAUGGGACACCUCAUGAACACUGGUCAGCCAGCACUUCUCUACCUCGUUCCUGGCGUAUUGUUGCCCACCAUCCUGCUCGCUUGGUAUCGCGGUGAUCUGCAUAACUUCUGGAAUGGAGAAUUCGUUCCCAAGAAGGGACUGAUGAGUUCUCACCAGGACGUGUGCGUUUCGUCGAGUGAGCAGUUCCAGAUGAUCCAGAGCCGGGGCUUGCUCUACGUCACGACCCCGUUGUUCGCGUGGCUCGCGGUGCCGUUGCCUGUAUCGCAGAAGGCCUACGACGCGAAGUAGAACUGUGGCUCUGGCGGGUUAGAUUUAGGCUGCUUGAGUGACGGACAUUAGCUUGAUUACUGCUACGCAAUAAUACCCACCGAAUAGGAGAAUGAAUCCGGGAGCUUGUUCUUUGAUCUUCAUACCGACAGUAGCUGGAGUGAGCCAUCUGUUGACGUGUGGAACACCUUGCUUUAUAUUUUGUUAUUUGUCUUUAGUGACGAGGUGCUCUCGUGCACACGUUUUCGAACCAAGAUAGACAAACUUUUCGGAUAUCUGAAGUCAAGAUAAGGGCCGACAGACGGAAGUACAACAAGAUUAGAAAAUUAAGAAAUUUCUGAGAAACACAGCACAAAAGAGGAGAUGGGACAAGGGAGAAAUUUCAGAUAUGCAGUGACGUAUACAGGCUAUAUCAAAAUAGGGUCAACUAUUCUUUCCUUUUUGAGUAGCCCCUGUACCUAAACCGAGUAUGCUGUUGAUAUAUUUCCUGUUCAGUAUUCAGAAUAGGAGAGGAAGUACUUGCUGUAAGUUUGAAUUCGAGGAUAUAGAUGACUUUGUUGCGGAAAAAAUAAAAAUAAGUGUAUGGUAUGCCACGGUCCAGAAACUUUUGCGAUUGGAGGCACGUACCGGUACAUUGUGAAAAGUUGGCCAAUCUAACCUGAAUUUACGAAGCGAGGUACGCUCUAAACAGAAAGGGUUACCAGAGUCGUCGGUAUGCGUUCAUAAAGGGUAAGAAAACGAGGUGGAGGUGGUUGUGCUUGUAGUUGCGGUUGUAGUUCCUGAGGUAUGGGCUGCAAAAACAGUAAGUUCUGUUUUCUCGUGGCCCACGACAUUGCGGCGGGACUUCAUCUCCCGGUCCCAUCGUGGGCGGAGCCACCGACUUGAUCUUCGGGAGCCUUCGGGUUUGGCUCCCCAAGAUCUCAGUCCCUCUGUACUGAAAUAAAGUUCAUGUCGUCUCGCAAGUUAUUAUUGCAAAUGGGGCACCUACAACUGAGUGCUGUGAAUUUGCGUUGGGCAAUCGAAGCGUUAUUUCUGUCAGCUCCGCGACUAGUAAACUAUAGUGUUACUUAACAAAGCAGAAAGGAGGGGAGUGCGUCGAAGAUGAAGAAACUCUACACGGCCUGCUUGAACCACGGCACAAGCAUGGUAAGGAAGUGACGGAAAAGAAAGGCUGCUCCAAACAAAUUAGCGCCUUAACAUUAGCGCACACACGUGUUCAUUAACAUUAUCGAACAAUUUCAAGCUACUCGAUGUCGAGUCAAUGAAGCGAGGCCUUGUGGUUCGACGGCAACGUGAAGACACUGCCCAUUAGUGUGCACAACGUCUUUAUAAUGAGUGGUGGUGCAGAUACACAUUUCUCAACAGCCGCACUAACAAGGCCACAAGUGAGAGCAACGUGCUUCGAGUUAAUGGGCUUUCACUUCCACAAAUCGUGAGAUGCCACACUAUUCCGCAAUAACCGAUGCCGUUCCCUAAUAGUCAUGGCCUAAGGGGAUCUACAAGCGUCCAAACAGCAAAACAACCUUCGUUCUCCCUGUCACGAUCUUUUUCUUUUACUUUGGCGCGUGGACUAAAAGGCGCCAAAUGUUUCUCUUACUAGUGAAAUCUACCGAGCGGUUUCUUAUAUCAAGUUUCCAUGACAACAGGGUUUUUGCAAGAAGAAAAAGCAAUACAGCACGCAUGAGAAAUUUCCCCGCCUCCUUAACUUCCUCCUCAAUAAAGAAGAAAUGUAACUAACUCUCCACUUUCGUGCGGUUGCCACUUCUUUAUCAUGUCACUUUCACUUCUUUUUUCAUUUACUUUUUUUUAACCAGACAUGCGAACUUUCAGUUCCCCACGACAACCAUUUCCCUGCCAAUUAGUGCGUUACCGCUUGCCUUGGUUGCAUGUCUUGCUUUGCCCAUAUUCAGUGCGAUCGCUCUUCAUUGCAUAGCAUUCAACGCUAUGGCGCUCGAUCGUCCAGCUUUGGACGUUAUUUCAGCAUUUGGGCCACAAGCCAUAAGCAUAUCCAAUUUGAAAUGUAAGAGUGCUUAAGUAAAUGACUAACUGAUAUACAAUGCCACCACUAUAUCCACUUGUUCUUUCAUUUUUUGACACAUUCGUGGUUUACGGGGACAGUCGCCUUGUUGGAAGAACGCCUACGGGGAAAUAUAGGCACCGUGGCAAGCAGCAGGCGUGUGUCAGGCAGCAGGCAUUGGUUAGUUCUAUCGCGAUCAGGGGCGCCGUUUCGACUUUCACAUUUCCUGACGGUGAUCCCACAGCAGUGGGCGGUAGUCCGACGAGUUGUC